GAAGCUCCUUUCGGGCCCGCCCCCUGUCCCCGGACCCGGAAGUAGGGCGUCAGCAGCUGGCGUGUCGCCCUCCGCGGGCCGAAGCCCACCAUGCUCCGCGGACCCCGCCACCUCCUCUGGGCCUCCGUACCACCCGCCGCGGCCCUGGCUGCGGCGCUGCUAUCGUCGCUUGUGCGCUGCUCUCUCCUAGAGCCGAGGGACCCAGUGGCCACGGUGCUCAGCCCCUACUUCGGCACCAAGACUCGCUAUGAGGAUGUCAACCCCGGACUACUGUCGGGCCGGGAGGCUCCGUGGCGGGACCCGGAGCUGCUGGAGGGGGCCUGCACCCCGGUGCAGCUGGUCGCCCUCAUUCGCCACGGCACCCGCUACCCUACGGCCAAACAGAUCCGAAAGCUGAGGCAGUUGCAUGGGCUGCUGCAGGCUCGCGGGCCCGGGGAUGACGCGGUUGGUAGUGCCGGCAGCCGCGACCUGGGUGCCGCGCUGGCCGACUGGCCUUUGUGGUACGCGGACUGGAUGGACGGGCAACUAGUGGAGAAGGGACGGCAGGAUAUGCGACAGCUGGCUUUGCGUCUGGCCUCGCUCUUCCCAACCCUCUUCAGCCAGGAGAACUAUGGCCGCCUGCAGCUCAUCACUAGCUCCAAGCACCGCUGCGUGGAUAGCGGCGCUGCCUUCCUGCAGGGGCUGUGGCAGCACUACCACCCUGGGUUGCCGCCGCCCGACGUCGAAGAUAUGGAGUGUGGCCCUCCAAAGAUUAAUGAUAAACUAAUGAGAUUCUUUGAUCACUGUGAGAAGUUUUUAGCUGAAGUGGAAAGGAAUGCUACAGCUCUUUAUCAUGUGGAAGCCUUCAAAACUGGACCAGAAAUGCGGAACAUUUUACAAAAAGUUGCGGCUACUUUGAAAGUACCAGUAAAUGAUUUAAAUGCAGAUUUAAUUCAGGUAGCUUUUUUCACCUGUUCAUUUGACUUGGCAAUUAAAGAUAUUAAAUCUCCUUGGUGUGAUGUUUUUGACAUAGAUGAUGCAAAGGUGUUAGAAUAUUUAAAUGAUCUGAAACAAUAUUGGAAAAGAGGCUAUGGAUAUACUAUUAAUAGUCGAUCCAGCUGCACCCUGUUUCAGGAUAUCUUUCAGCACUUGGACAAAGCAGUUGAGCAGAAACAAAGGUCUCAGCCAGUUUCUUCUCCAGUCAUCCUCCAGUUUGGUCAUGCAGAGACCCUUCUUCCACUGCUUUCUCUCAUGGGCUACUUCAAAGACAGGGAACCCCUAACAGCUUACAAUUAUAAGGAACAAAUGCAUCGGAAGUUCCGAAGUGGUCACAUUGUACCUUAUGCCUCGAACCUAGUAUUUGUGCUUUACCAUUGUGAAAAUGCUAAGACUCCUGAAGAAGAAUUCCGAGUGCAGUUGUUAUUAAAUGAAAAGGUGUUACCCUUGGCUCACUCACAAGAAACUGUUUCAUUGUAUGAGGAUCUGAAGAACCACUACAAGGAUAUCCUUCAGAGUUGUCAAACCAGUGAAGAAUGUGAAUUAGCAAAAGCUAACAGUACAUCUGAUGAGCUAUGAGUAACCGAAGGACAUUUUUAAUUCAUCAGGAAUCUAUAGGGAGUGAUUACAUGCUUGUAAUAGGUAGGCGAUCCCU
Molecule: messenger RNA, 1630 nt
Organism: Propithecus coquereli (Coquerel's sifaka)
Lineage: Eukaryota; Metazoa; Chordata; Mammalia; Primates; Indriidae
Gene: MINPP1
Product: multiple inositol-polyphosphate phosphatase 1
Exons: 5
Coding region: 91-1554 (487 amino acids)
Molecular function (GO): inositol phosphate phosphatase activity; acid phosphatase activity
Source: RefSeq, a predicted model, not a curated record